Messenger RNA from Xenia sp. Carnegie-2017, 1997 nucleotides. Its product is annotated as serine/threonine-protein kinase 33-like. Gene Ontology annotation, molecular function: protein serine/threonine kinase activity; ATP binding. The record is from RefSeq and is a predicted model, not a curated record. Gene Ontology annotation, biological process: protein phosphorylation; mitotic DNA damage checkpoint signaling. Gene Ontology annotation, cellular component: cytoplasm; nucleus. NCBI's taxonomy places the organism in Eukaryota, Metazoa, Cnidaria, Anthozoa, Malacalcyonacea, Xeniidae.
UGAUGAAAGUUUAGACUUGCUUUCUAUCAGCUGAAACGUCCUCAUAUGAAUAGUGUUGAUGUCGUGGUAUUCAAGCCAGUUGUUAUUGAAUCAUUUUUGUCGUCAAAGCUGUUGCUUCAAUUUUGAAGUUACAGGAAAUUGUUAAAAUUAUGUUUUUUUACCAGUUCAAAAAGUUCAAAUAUCGUAAAAUGUGAAAAUCACUGCAGUUCGUUCCACGGGUCCUUCUUUGUAUGGUGAUGUUCUGUGGUAAUAAUAGUCCAAGUUUAUAUAGGUCACCAACAAUCAUUCCCAGUAAUAAAUUUAGAAAGAAUACAUGUAUCGUUUUCCUUGUUGCUUGGUGUCGUACUUUUGCUUAGCAACUGGAAAACUUUUAACAUUUAAUACUGUAUUGGUCUGUAUAUGUACAUGUAUUUGGCAUUUUUUUGAGAUAUAUAUUCUUUUACUCAAUUUCUUGACUCACACUUUUAUUUUCUACUGUAAAACUACGUUAUUAUGUGUGGAAAAGUGACUUGAAAAGUGAGCCGGCUAUCGAAGUCAAAGACGUCGAGACCUGAUGUUGAAAAGCUCAAUUCGAAAAGGCUCACCAGGUGCUGCUUCUAGAAAUGUUCCCCAUACAAGGUUAGAUAAUGAAAAUGACUUUGAGCAAGUUUAUGAGUAACGUGAACUUGGCAGGGGAAGUUUUGGUCGUGUUUAUGAAGCACAAUGUCAAACAAAUGGAUCUAAAUGGGCUGUCAAGUCUGUGAACAAAGAGAAGGCAGGCAGCUCUGCUGUAAAGAUGUUGGAGAGAGAAGUGAAUAUAAUGAAGAUGAUUGAUCACAAACAUAUUGUUUGCUUAAAUGAAGUCUAUGAAACACCAACAAAAAUGUUUUUGAUAAUGGAAUUGUGUGACGAAGGUGAAUUAUGUAAUCUACUUCGUGUGAGGAAGAAUCUCAGUGAGAAAGAAACUUUGACAGUGGUAAAACAGCUAGCAGAUGCAAUGGCAUAUCUACAUGAUUUAGACAUUGUGCAUAGGGAUUUAAAAUUGGAGAAUAUUUUACUAAGUAAACCUAUGAAUGAUGAGCCAAUUAACAUUAAGAUUAGUGAUUUUGGUUUAUCAUAUAUCAAAGGCAGCGGGGAAACCAUGAUGCAAUGUGUCUGUGGAACCCCAAUGUACAUGGCUCCAGAAGUGAUUGAUGGGCAUGAAUACAGUCGUCAGUGUGAUAUUUGGAGUAUUGGAGUUAUUUUAUUUACUCUUCUCACUGGUUCCCCUCCAUUCCAAGCACCUACUGAAGAGAGAUUGUUUCAAUUAAUUAAAGAAGGACAACUAAACUUUACACAUCCUUGUUGGCAAACAAUAAAUGAAUCAGCUAAAAAACUCCUUGAAGGAAUGCUAGAGGUUGAUCCAGCACAUAGAUGUACUGCAAUGGAAAUCAAAGAUCAUCCUUGGGUGAAUGGCGACAACGAGGCUUCUGUUCGUAUAAAUGUCAUUCAAAUGAUGAAGGAGUACAAUGCAGAACAGAAAAAGAUAAGCAUGAGCAAUGAUGACAGCGUUAAUGAAGAUCUCCCAGAUUUGUUGGAAAAAACUUCUGGAAUGUGUAAAGAGGAUGAUCUCUUGAUAAACAAGACAUCCUCCAAAACAAGUAUCAAAAAAGAUGUUAAAGAUCGGAAAAAAUCUUCAAGUUCUCAAUCUAACUCGUCAAAAAUGGAAAAAUCCGAUUCAACAAUACAACUCAACACUUCCUUUUCGAAUUCGAGUAAAAAAAUGACACAGUCCGCUCACGCUUCGUUUUCAUCAACCAAUCAAAACAUGCGUACAAACAAGCAACGAAAGGGUUCCGAGAAAGCUAAAUGAUGUAGCCACUUAUUCAUACAAGUAAUUAUGUUAAUGCAAAUGGUGUGAAAACCUUAAAAAUUGACAAGGAACAUCUGCAACGGCUUUUCUUUCCAUCAAGAUAGUUAUUUAAGUAUUGUAUAGAUGUUGUAAUUUUCCCAUUUUAAUAUGAUUGAUAUUUUUUUAA